Messenger RNA from Botrytis fragariae, 3690 nucleotides. Its product is annotated as putative ankyrin repeat protein. The record is from RefSeq and is a predicted model, not a curated record. Lineage: Eukaryota; Fungi; Ascomycota; Leotiomycetes; Helotiales; Sclerotiniaceae. The transcript is spliced from 3 exons. The coding region runs from base 1 to 3690 and encodes 1229 amino acids.
AUGACCACAGCUGGAGCUGUAGCUCAUGUUAGAAUACAAUCUGAGGACCUGUGGAAUGAGGCUCUUAAAAAAGUACAGUUCACAAAUACUUCAGCACUCGUCGCUGCGGGCUUAGACAGGCGACAAAUUUUGGUAGAAAUUUUGGAGUUAGUGCAAAAGCAGGAACUAAAGGCUCAAGAAAGAAAAUGGAAGUGGAAAAAGAAAAAUGGUCAAGUGAUCAUUAUUCGCGACAUAUUUGUCAAGCUUGCAAUCUGGAUGGAAAAGUUCAAGUCUGUUGGGGAUAUACUUGUGCAAUAUGACCCAAUCCACGCGAGUUUACCAUGGGCUGUUGUUAGGUUUCUAUUGCAGGCUGCUGUUAGCGAUAUCCAAUCCAACGGUGCUAUCCUUGAAGGCAUGGAGAUCGUUGUCAAUCUUCUAGCGCGGUGUGAGAUCGUGGAGUAUCUCCACCUACAGAAAGUAUCGCGCGCGACGGCUCUUCUGGCCGAUGCAAUUGUUAAACUAUAUACUGACAUUCUUGAUUACCUUUUCCAGGCGCAUGCAUACUUCGAACCACACAUCUUAAAGAAGAUUGCAAACAGCUUCUUUCUUCCUGAAGAAUCAACACAUAAGUUCAUAUCGAGCAUCAGGCAAAAUGAAUCAGAAGUUGAGAAAUAUACGCGCCUCGUCUCUGAUGAAUCCCUCGGUGAGAUUAACAGGAACAUGAAUGGUCUCACACAUUCCAUGGAUGUAUGCCAGACGUCAAUACAGAGUCUCCAGAAAGGGAUAUCAUCAACGAAGCUACUGGGAAAUGACUUGGGACAACGUCUUGAGCGAUUGCACAAGCUCACACAGACGAUUCAACAAGAUACAUCAUCUGCAGAAAUCGGGCGGACCAAAUUGGAACACCAUUUGGCCAACGCCUUAAACGAUCUCAAGGACCCAGUGCAGCGCAUUGCUGAAGACAUAUCUAGUGUACAAGAUAAUCUAAAGGAAAAGGAGCGAGUGAAGGUUUUCGAAUGGCUUACAAUGAUCCCAAGCUCCAGCCACCAUCGGGAGAAAUUGCGGAACCUGUUAUCCGGUUCUUGCAAUUGGCUGUUGAGAAAGAAGGAAUUCAAGGAAUGGAUGGAGGCUAGCAUAUCCUCCAUUUUGUGGCUACAUGGAAUCCCUGGCAGUGGAAAAAGCAUGCUUGUGUGCCAUGUUAUCGAAUAUCUCAGAACUCGAGCCAUACAGCAUCACAGCUCUGCACCUAUUGCAUACUUCUAUUGUUCUCGAACCAUCAAUGAGCCUGAAAGGGCUGAUCCAUCAGAGAUACUAAGAAACAUAUUAGAACAGUUGUGCUCAUUAGAUGCGGAGACCCCAAUAAGGGAGCCUGUGUCGAAAGAAUACCUUGCUCGGAGGAAGGAAGCCCGGGGACGAACCCCGGAGAAGCUCAGUCUUGGCGAAACGGUUGAUAUUAUUUCGGAGUUGUUAGAAUCCAAUCCUGCAACCAUAGUCGUUGAUGGACUUGACGAAUGCGAUCCUAUUAAGAGAAACGAUUUGCUUCUCGGCCUGCAAAAAAUUAUCACGAAUUCAAACAAUAUCGUCAAAGUUUUUGUUAGUAGCAGAGAUGACCAUGACCUCGUUCACCAUCUAGCUCGUUCCCCGAACCUAUACAUUCAUGCAACUGACAAUACUGGGGAUAUAAAAAUGUUCAUUAAAUCGCGCAUCAAAGAGGCAAUACGAGAAGAUAAGCUUCUCUGCGGGCGUGUCUCAAGUUGCUUGAAGAAGAUCAUCAUUGGUAAGUUGAUAAAGAAAGCUAAUGGUAUGUUUCGACUAGCAAGUAUGCACAUUGACAGCCUCUGUGAUCCAUAUCGGGUUAAAACGGAAGCCAAUGUGCAUUAUGCACUCGACCACCUACCGCAAGAAUUGGGAAAGUCAUACGAUGUGGUGAUAUCGCAGAUCAUGCAAGCCGAAUAUCCCAAUCCACUGUUAGCGUCGCGUGCAUUGAAAUGGCUUCUUUGCUCCCGCGAAGCUCUGAACUCGAAAACCCUCCCGCAAGCCAUAUUUGUGAAUAACGCAGGCCAUCCACUAUUAUCAAAUGACGAAAUAUUAAGCAUCUGCUUCAAUUUGGUAGUUUACAAUAAAGAGAUGGAUAAGUUUCAGUUUGCUCAUUUGUCGGUGCGGGAACAUCUUGAGUCACAGCCUGGAUACUCAGCUGAAGAUACAAAUCUGAUGGCCGCGGAAGCAUGUUUAAGUUUUAUUAUAUCAGAAUCACAAGACCCACCUGAAUUUAGAAACCACGCAGUAUCUUUUUGGGGUAAUUAUGCGAAAUUGGCCCCCAGUGCGAGACGUGAGGGUAUUUUAGGAGAGUUACUCGCAGAAUUUUUACUUUCUCCUUUUGAAUCAAACAUUUCUGGACGUGCUAGGCUUCGAGGGUACCUGUACAAACAUGAAUAUAUGUUGGAAAUCUCACAACUCCUAGAAUGCACUAAUGCGUUCUUGCUCUGGACUGUUUUCUUGGCCUGCAAGCAUGAUCUCAGCGAAAUUGUCAGACGGCUUCUUUCUCUCGCAGAUUGCGAACACACUUUCACUGCUAAAAGCUUUAUGGGUCUCAAUUGUGUCCAAACUUCAUCAUAUUUUGAUAGCCCGAUGACUAUCAAUCUACUACACGACAUAACAACGUCUCUACUGCCAAAAAAGUUCAACCAUGAUUUAUAUUGGAGUUCUGCUUAUUAUGUUGCAUCCCACAGAGGGAGCAGGCGGGCAGCCCAGAUAAUAUCGGAGAUCCGAACGAAGGAAAAGAAGUUGUGCACGCGGCCUAGAAAGUGUUGUGUCAAGCCCAUCGUCAACCACUCGGUCAUCGGAAGUUUACUCGCCUCCCAAUGCUCCCCUGAGACUCAACCCCGAGAAGUGAUGCGACCCACGUCGCUACUCAUGCUUCAGAAUAACGAUGCCGACAUAGUAUUAACGCUAUUUAAAUCUUUCGAUGAGUGCUUCGGAUUAUGCAAUGAAUGCACCUUUUCGAUCUUGAGGCCCCUCGAUAUGGUGAGCUUGAGUCUUGCGAACGCCUUUGCCCCUCUUAACGCUGUCGAAAAUGAUACACCAUCUGCAAAACAAACCAAGAUUACCGCUAUGGCUAAGAUCAUUUCGGAUAUAAUGAAGAUUCCCAGCAAAACUAUGACUGGAGCUCGUGAAGUCUCUUGGGUAACAUCGAUUAUAGCAUUCGGAAUGAUUUCGGGCCAUGAAAUUUAUGAUAGGGAUAUUUUCAUGCAUCAUUUGACGGAGGCAUUUUUGUACAUGUCGUUGCAUGAAAACAAGUCGACCGAUGGUCAUAAUAUGACUUGGAACUCACAUUAUCGCGCUUUACUUCGCAGUGUGAUGCGAAUCCGAAACGUCGUAAAUGAACAGAAAUUUAUGUAUUGGGACGUCGUUCUUCUGGCGCGAGGCCUAUAUUGCGGCCGAGAUGCGCUGCUCGUAUUACUUAGAGUACGCACGAAAAUAGCCCCAAACCUAAUCAACCUUGCAUUGUCUACCUGGGAUAGAGAAAUGGUAAAGGCGUUGUUAGAGUACAACUCAAUUAAGAUUGACAAUGAAGUGAUUCGGUUCGUGGCGGGUAAUGUAAAGCACGGCAAGGCGAUAAUGGAAAUGUUAUUGGCUCGAGAAAUGGAAAGAGAAAUGUCGGAAACCGUGCAUGAAACUGCGCUCGAAACUACGCUUGAAAGCGCACAGUAA